AUGCCUUACUGGACAAUUUAUCAUCCGGACGACGUCCUUCAGAAUGACGUUGACAAACAGCGCCUCUCCAGCGCAAUAACGCAAAUUUACACUGCUGUUCCACUUCCAGAGUUCUACGUUGGAAUUUUCUUUUUGCCCAUGCCGCGAGGAAAUAUCUACCGAGGAUGCCAGCCCCAGUCGUCUGAAAGCGAGCCGACAUUCAUUCAUAUUAGAUUUACUCAUAUUGCACGGCAAUUCCCACCAGGCGAAAGUGAGGCGAAGGACAGGUUUCUAGACAAAGUUACUGCUAUAUUAAAACCCUUCACUAUCGACAAGGGCUGGCAGCUCGAACUCACCGGUGAGGAAGGCGACCUUAGUUUACUGCGCAUGCAAGGAAUGAAGCUCCCUUCUCCAGGGUCUAGCGAAGAGAAGAUGUGGGUGUCUAAGAAUAAGCCCAUUCCAUAUGGUCCCUACCUUGACAAAGAUUCUUGA
This is a messenger RNA of Akanthomyces muscarius, 471 nucleotides long. RefSeq lists its product as uncharacterized. The transcript is spliced from 2 exons. Bases 1 to 471 code for a protein of 156 amino acids. Lineage: Eukaryota; Fungi; Ascomycota; Sordariomycetes; Hypocreales; Cordycipitaceae. The record is from RefSeq and is a predicted model, not a curated record.